Messenger RNA from Rubroshorea leprosula, 4242 nucleotides. Lineage: Eukaryota; Viridiplantae; Streptophyta; Magnoliopsida; Malvales; Dipterocarpaceae. The record is from the annotation of a GenBank genome assembly.
AUUUAAACCAAAGUUGUCAAUACCUUAUUGGUAUACGUAUCGAUUUUGUUACUAGAAUGAUAUGUGUUAGAGGGGUGGAAAAAGAAGAACGACAGAACUCUAUCUCCCGAUCGUUGACGAUCUUCGAUUCAACAAUCUUCAUCAACCAUGCUAUUGUUCGUGAGCGUGGUGGUUUAGCUGGAAACGUCGAAGAUGGGGGGCAGAGGCCGACCGAGAAAGAAAGACCCGUCGCGAAAGGUGGUGCUGCAACAAAACCAAUAGAUCUGAAAGAUGAUAAUGGGGAGCAAAAUAGCAUCUCAGUUGAGAACAAAGAGCAAACUGAGGUUGUGAAGCUUGUUCCUUGCGAUCCAAACCAGAUGGGGCUCGAAAUUGAGGAAUUAGGGCGUUUGAGUCUAGAUCUAGGGGAGAAAAAAGGGGACGUUGAAGGAAUUUUGCUAGAUCUAGCAGUUUCAACGCAAGGCCAGAGGAAAAGCAGAUUCGAUGCUGGGCCCAGGGAUGGAAGAGUAGAUAAGGGGAAGAGCGAGGCCGGCCCCGUGGAAGGGAAAGUAGCGAAGGGGACGAAGGGAGUGCGCUUGGAGACUCAGCCUUCUGUCAUCCAGAUGAAGCAACCUUCUGGUGAAAAGGGCGCUGGCUCUACAUCCGGUAUGGCGAUGUCUCCUAAUGCCCGGUGGAGUGACCUGAUUGAGAAGGAGAAAAGGGAAUUUCAACCAUCCCUAAAGCAGAAGCCACUGCGUAGUUGGGCUUCGGUUGUGGAAGGGAAUAGGGAUAUCAGUAAAGGAUGGGAUUUGCAAUACAUAAAACCUCAAGAUCCAACUGGUGCUGUGGUUAUUAUUGAGGAUGAGUGGGAUAAAGGGUCAAAGAUUUGGGAGAAUGCUCUUGUUGGGUAUGUUCUGGGAUAUAAACCUGAUUUUAAGGAUGUUGCUAAUUUUGUGAAUAACAGGUGGAGGGAAUGCCAGGUGCCUAAGGCGUUUAUGCUGCGAAAUGGAGUUUUCUUGUUUGAUUUUGGUAAUGGAGAUGCAGAGCAAGCGGUGCUAGAGAGGCGAUGGACAUUUAAUGGGCACCCUUUGAUUUUGAAACAAUGGACUCCAGAUUUUGAUCCUGACAAUUUGGAUAUCAGUAAGAUUCCUGUCUGGAUCCAAUUUCUUGAACUCCAUUUGAGUCUUUGGAAUCUUGAGAGCUUAGGAAAGCUAGCAAGCUAUGUGGGAGUUCCUAUUGCAACUGAUGCAUUAACAGCUAAAAGGCAAAGAGUGGCUUAUGCUCGUAUGCUAGUAGAGAUGGAAAUCAUGGACACUCUGCCCCGUGUAGUUCCUAUUAUUGGUCCUAAGGGUGUGUUCCAACAGCCUGUGGUCUUUGAAUGGGAGCCUAUCAGAUGUGGUAAAUGUAGAAACCUGGGGCAUGAAGAGAGAAACUGUACUACUAAGGAAAAAAAGGUGUGGGUUCCAAAAAAACCUGCCGAGGAGCAGGUGGUCAAUCAGAUAGUUAGCACGAAGUCUUCUGGGGGGAAUGAUGAAUUAUGUGGUGGUGAAGUGCAAACUGCUACUAAUUCAGCAAAUGUGAAGCAGAGUACACUUUCAUGUCCAUCUGGAAAGCUGCUAGUGGAAAGCAAUGAGCAAAGUCUAGUGCAACUGGAAGUGGGAGCUAUGAAGUCAGUGCAUCUACAUAGUGAGAUUAGUACUGGCAUAGGGGAUAAAGAGAUAAUGCAAAAGGCAGCAGGGGGAGAAUCUUCUGCAAUGGGAUGGUUGAAUAAUUACAACUCUCAUCCUAAUGGUAGAAUUUGGAUAUUAUGGAAUAAAUCAGUUUUGAGGGUGAUUGAAGUAAUACAAACAGACCAAUUACUACAUGUUGAAGUAUGCUCUGCAGUUGGGGAUGUUAAAUUUUUGUGCACAAUUGUCUAUGCUUUUAAUACUUUUGAUGGUAGAGUAGCACUUUGGGAUCAAGUUAGAGCUCUAGACGUUGAAAAUGUGCCAUCGAUAAUUUCUGGAGAUUUUAAUACAACUCUAAAUUAUGGUGAAAGGGUGAAGCCUAGUGGAGUUGUUUGGGAAGAUACCUCUGAUCUCAAGGAUUUUGUCAGUAGAAUGGAGGUUUUUGAUUUGCAAUUUUCAGGUGCUUUCUUCACUUGGAGUAAUAAGCAAGGGGAAAAUGAUAGGCUGUGGUGCAAGCUGGACAGGGUAAUGGCUAAUUCAACAUGGGUUAGUGCAUUCCUAAAUACUUCUGUUGUCUUUCUAAAUCCACAAUCCUCAGAUCACUUACCCUCUUUAGUGACUGUGGAUAUAUUGAUGAACGAGAAACCAAGGCCAUUUAGAUUCUGUAAUGCUUGGUCUAAGGAUGAAAACUUCCUUGGUCUGGUUAGGGAAGCUUGGAGUGUGGAUAUUCAGGGAUGCCCUAUGUUUGUUGUAGUGCAGAAAUUGAAAUUGGUAAAACAGAAGAUGAAGCAGCUGCAUAAAAAUAGAUAUGGAAACUUGGAGGGAAGAAUAAAAGAUAUGGCAGCAGAGCUACAAAAUGUUCAAGCUUCCAUACAAAAUGCUUUAUUUGAUGAGACUUUGGCUGCAGAGGAAAAGGAACUUCAACGUGAAUUAACUAAGCUUGAGAGAGCAAAUCUGUCCGUAAUUGCCCAGGCCCAGGGCAGAGUGUUAACUACUGAAGAGUUAGAAGAGUUAUGUAGGCCAUAUACUGCUAAGGAAGUGAAGACUGCCCUAUUUUCAAUUCCUUCUAACAAGUCACCAGGGCCUGAUGGAUUCACUUCAGGGUUCUAUAGAGCAGCUUGGUCAAUAAUUAAAAAUGAUGUCACAGCUGCUGUGUUGGAUUUCUUUGACAGUGGGAAAAUCCUCAAGCAAAUUAAUGCCACCAAUAUUACUAUUGUUCCGAAGGUGAGUUGCCCAAAUGUUGUCAGUGAUUAUAGGCCAAUAGCUUGUUGUAAUGUCAUCUACAAGGGCAGAUUUAUAACGACAAAUCUAUUGAUUUGUCAAGAUCUGGUGAGGAACUAUCAUAGAAGUAGGGGGCCAGCUAGAUGCUUAAUGAAAAUUGAUCUACAAAAAGCAUAUGAUUCAGUGGAUUGGGGUUUUGUUAAUGCAAUGUUAAGAGGGCUAAACUUCCCUGAUAAAUUUAUCAACUGGCUUAUGCUUUGUGUUUCUACUACCAGAUUUUCUGUAUUGAUAAACGAACAACCAAAGGGUUAUUUUCAGGGGCAACGAGGGCUUCGACAAGGUGAUCUAAUCUCGCCUUAUCUAUUUGUGCUAGUGAUGGAAUAUCUCACAAGGCAAUUGAAGGAGUUAGAUAUGCAGGAGAACUUUAAAUAUCAUAGUAAGUGUCAAGUGAUGCAACUUACGCACUUGAUCUUUGCAGAUGACAUUAUGCUUUUUUGUAAGGCUGAUGAGGAGUCCACUGUUUUGAUGAUGCAAAAGUUUGAGGAGUUUGCCCGAGUCUCUGGGUUGGAAGUGAAUAGAAUGAAGAGUCGGGUUUUCUUCAGUGGUGUUAGAGAAGGGCAGAAAGUGGCUUUAAUACAGAAGCUUGGUUUUGUUGAGGGACAGCUUCCAGUUAGAUAUUUGGGGUUGCCAUUGAUUUCAAAAAAGCUGUCUCCUGGGGCAUGUCAACCUAUUAUCGAUAAAAUUCAUCAGAGAAUUGGCUCUUGGGCAACGAAAUUCCUUUCAUAUGCAGGUAGAGUUCAACUAGUCAACUCUGUUUUAUUCCACAUUCAAGUUUUUUGGAGUGGUGCUUUAUUGAUUCCUAAGAAAGUGUUAAAGCAAAUUGAUGUUGCUUGUAGAAAUUUCAUUUGGUGUGGUAAAUGGAAUCAUAAUGCAAUGUCUCUUGUAGCAUGGGAUGAUGUAUGUGUGCCAAGGAAAGAAAGGGGACUAGGGGUGAAGCAAUUGCUGCAUUGGAAUAAGGCAGCAUUAGGCAAAUUGGUUUGGAAUAUAUGUCAACAUCAAGAGUCGCUAUGGGUUAAGUGGGCACAGGUGGUGCUGUUGAGGGGUGAAAAUUUUUGGAAGGUUAAAAUCCCAGCGGAUUGUGCUUGGAGAUGGAGGCAAGUUUUAAAACUUCGUCCUCUACUGAAAAAUAUCAUUUGGAUGCAAGUGGGAGAUGGACGACAAGUUUCACUAUUCUAUGAUUGGUGGGCAGGUGAGUUAAGGUUCUGUGAGUUGAUCUCAAAGGAUGAUAUUGCUGUUUGGGGUCAUGACCUUACAGUUAAUUAUUAGAUGUCAAAAACUAUCUCAACAAGUGGACAAGGCUAUAUGGAAACCUGCAAAG